Molecule: messenger RNA, 1021 nt
Organism: Wasmannia auropunctata (little fire ant)
Lineage: Eukaryota; Metazoa; Arthropoda; Insecta; Hymenoptera; Formicidae
Product: lys-63-specific deubiquitinase BRCC36-like
Exons: 7
Coding region: 139-900 (253 amino acids)
Biological process (GO): double-strand break repair
Cellular component (GO): BRISC complex; BRCA1-A complex
Molecular function (GO): metallopeptidase activity; cysteine-type deubiquitinase activity; polyubiquitin modification-dependent protein binding
Source: RefSeq, a predicted model, not a curated record
AAAUUACCGUCUCACGUCAUCUCAUACAAUUGCCUUAUUAAAGGAGAUAAACUUUUAGAAUGAGCGUCUCCUUCGAAGAACAGCACUUUUGAUAAAACGUAUUUUCGACGAUAGUGAAUCACAAUAUCCUCGUGAACAAUGGACAACUCUCCACUGCAAAAAGUGGAGCUGCAAACAGACGUCUAUAUGGUCUGUCUGCAGCAUGCUUUAUCCACGGAGAACUUUGAAGUGAUGGGCUUACUUAUCGGUAAUUUUGCUUGUGGAGUAGCAAAAAUAUCAGCUGUUAUUAUUUUGCGACGUCUAGAUAAGAAGAAAGACAGAGUAGAGAUAUCAUCGGAGCAAUUACUGAAAGCCGCUGCCGAAGCCGAACGAUUAACCGCAGAAUUAAAACGACCUAUGCGCGUCCUUGGCUGGUAUCAUUCUCAUCCACAUAUUACAGUUUGCCCAUCACACGUUGAUGUCAGAACUCAAGCUACUUACCAAACAAUGGAUCACAGCUUUGUUGGCUUAAUAUUCUCAGUAUUUUCAGAGGGCAAAGAAUCAAAAGAACACGAGAUCUUCUUAAAUUGUUUUCAAUCAGACAAUGGUGAAGCUACAGAGAUACCAUUAGAGAUAGUACAUACUCCAGACAUUUCAGACAGAUGUUUAAGGACAAUGACAGAUCUGUCAAAAAUUUUGGUACAAGAAGAAGAAGAUAUGGCUGAAGCCUGUAAAGAUCAUCCAGAUGUCCUCGCCAGUAUUCACAAUGACGCUGUCAGGACACGUGCGUUGGUUCAUAUAACAGAUAUCAUUACAAAGCCUUUGGUACAAACGUUUGAAAAAAGAAUAGCGUUAAAUAAAUUACGUACCAUACAUCUCCGAAGACAACUACAAGAAUUACAAAAAAUGUGCAACGGAUAAAAAACAUUUACAGAGUCAAUAAUGGUAAAUGAAUAAUUCAUUUUCCCUUAAAUGAUAAAGCUCUUACGUAAUAAAAAUAAGGUUUUAGAUGAAAAAUAAAUAUUUCAUUACUGAAUUAAAA